This is a messenger RNA of Priceomyces carsonii, 1614 nucleotides long. Its product is annotated as MFS transporter. The coding region runs from base 1 to 1614 and encodes 537 amino acids. Gene Ontology annotation, molecular function: fluconazole transmembrane transporter activity. Gene Ontology annotation, biological process: xenobiotic detoxification by transmembrane export across the plasma membrane. Gene Ontology annotation, cellular component: plasma membrane. Lineage: Eukaryota; Fungi; Ascomycota; Pichiomycetes; Serinales; Debaryomycetaceae. The record is from RefSeq and is a predicted model, not a curated record. The transcript has a single exon.
AUGAUAGAAACUUUUUUAAGAGAUAGUUUUGUUGGAUAUUUGUUGAAGAAGAGUUUUAAUUGGAAGCAUUGGAAAUAUCCUGAAGAAGAUGAAUCUUAUGGUAUCCCUGAGGCGUACAGAAACUAUAUUUGGAGUUUGAAAGGAGAAAAACCCUACCUUGAUUCCGAUGAGAAUUUCGUGAAUCCGUUGGAAUCGGAGUACAUUAAAGUGAGUUGGGAUAAUGAAAGCGAUCCACAAAACCCACGGAAUUGGCCAUUAAUACAAAAAUGGGUAUUUGUGUUGGAGAUUUUGUUUCUCACAUCCUCCGUAUAUAUGGCUUCUUCGAUCUAUACCCCAGGAAUCCCGGAACUUAUGGAGGAUCUCAAAAUCGGACGAGUCUUAGCGACAUUGCCCUUAACACUUUUCGUAAUAGGAUAUGGCGUCGGCCCAAUGAUCCUUUCUCCGAUGUCUGAGAAUGCUAUUCUCGGGCGAACAUCGAUUUACAUAAUUACUAUUUUCGUAUUUUUCAUUUUGCUGAUUCCAACUGCAUUUGUUAAGAAUAUAGAGGGUUUGUGCAUUUUACGGUUUCUCGGAGGAUUUUUUGCUUCUCCUUGCUUAGCAACAGGUCCUGCAUCUAUUGGUGAUAUCUUUUCUUUGCCAUAUGCUCCCAUGGUAAUAGGCGUGUGGUCAAUAGGAGUAAUGAGUGCGCCUUCGCUAGGACCUUUAUUGGGUGCUGCAGUGACAUUAGCGGGCGGUUGGAGAUGGACCUUUAAAUAUAUUCUUAUACAGACAGCAGUUGCAUGUUUGCUUCUUGCUCUUUUUCUUCCUGAGACCUCCGAAAAGACUUUGUUACAUAGAAAGGCACAAAGGUUAAGAGACUUGACAUGUGACAGAAGGUUCUUAAGUGAGGGAGAAUUAGAACUACAAGGACUAACUUUUAUUGAGAUAUUGAUUGAUACAUUAUGGAGACCAAUUGAAAUUACUUUAUUAGAACCAAUGGUACUCGCAAUUAAUAUAUACCUUGGAUUAAUAUACUCCAUAGUGUAUUUGUGGUUUGAAGCAUACCCUAUAGUAUUUGGCGAAAUGUACAAGUUCGGUCUUGUUACCACUGGUUUAUCUUACCUCAGUAUUGUCUUGGGAGGAGUAUUUGGGGCAUUAAUAUAUAUACCUUUGACUUAUAAAAAUUUUACAAUUCCUUCCCUUAAAAGAGAAGACAUUUCUCCGGAGUCAGUCUUAUUCGUUGCUAUAAUUGGAGCAGUUCUCAUGCCAGUAGGUAUAUUUAUAUUUGGAUGGACUGCCAACCCACACAUCCAUUGGAUAGUUCCCAUAAUUGGUGCCUGUAUCUAUUCCAUAGGAGCUUUUUUGACAUUCCAAGCCUUGUAUCAGUAUUUGAGUAUGUCGUUUUGGAAGUACAUGGCGUCUGCAUUUGCUGGUAAUGACUUGUUUCGUUCCGUGAUGGCCGGAGCAUUUCCUAUAUUUGGUAAACCUUUAUUUUCGAAUUUGUCUAUUCCAGAAUUCCCCGUCGCUUGGGGUUCAAGUCUUUUAGGCUUCAUUUUGACUGGAAUGAUAAGCAUUCCACUCUUAUUUUAUUUCAAUGGGCUGAAAAUGCGUGCGCGGUCUAAAUAUGCUUCUUAA